Molecule: messenger RNA, 3323 nt
Organism: Orussus abietinus
Lineage: Eukaryota; Metazoa; Arthropoda; Insecta; Hymenoptera; Orussidae
Gene: fbl
Product: pantothenate kinase 3
Exons: 11
Coding region: 698-1918 (406 amino acids)
Biological process (GO): coenzyme A biosynthetic process
Cellular component (GO): nucleus; cytosol
Molecular function (GO): pantothenate kinase activity; ATP binding
Source: RefSeq, a predicted model, not a curated record
UCGCUAACCUUACCGAUUUACAUCAAACGAGAUCGCGUCCGAUCCACCGCGACUCGGCGCGUUUACCUCCGAGGAUUCGUCGAGACUCGAUUAGAGAGGUUAGGAGAGACCGAGGAGCACGUGGCGCGCGUGCGUUUCGUCGCCGCGCGAGCCUACGGAGGCGCUACCGUAGUCCACGUAGCUACGAAACGAGACGAGGUUCCAGAACGUUCCACCGUCGGCGAGUAACGUAACGUCGGUAACGUAAAACUCCGACCGACCGCCGGGAAUCCUAUCAAACCGACCGAGUCGCCUAAAAUAAAUGCGCAGCCCGCGUGCGGGAUCUUCCCCUCCAUUCCCAAUCAUUUAGUACUAUGAUUUAGUACGUGACUGACAGAGCUUGCGAGUGGCCGCGAAUAAUAAGGAGUGACCCCGUCAACCGGUCGGCUCGAUAUGCUUCCACGCUUCCGUUCGACGAGAAUUGCUGUACUUUCAGAUAGACGAGUCGGUAGAGCACGAUUCGGAGGGUCUGCACCGCCGGGUCUUGAUUUCUUCCUCUUCAUGUCCGAUUUACCCGGAUCGGUGACAUUCGUUACGGAGGUGAUCUGAUGACUCGCUAUGACGCGCGUCCGGUCAUUAUACCACGACGUUAUGACUUCAGUGAGGAAGCCGUUUGUUGUAUUGCGGAUAUCUGCAGUAAAUAGUCCAAUGCUCAACGAUGAGUCCACAUUCUUGUAAGGAUCGCUCGCGCAGGAAAGCCAUGGCAUCCAAUGGAUAUCCCAGUGAUACAGCGUCGACCGAACAGAUCGAAAGUAACUCACCACCUUGUGAGUCGAUUAAUUCGAUGCCAUGGUUCGGAAUGGACAUCGGAGGAACCCUGUGCAAGUUGGUAUACUUUGAACCGAAAGACAUUACUAGAGAUGAAGCCGACACAGAGGUAGAGACUUUGAAAAACAUUCGACGAUACCUUACAAAAAAUUCAGCUUAUGGAAAAACAGGUCAUCGGGAUACUCAUCUGCAGAUGGACAAUGUCUCUAUAAGAGGCAGAAGAGGUACGCUGCACUUCGUCAGGUUUCCCACCAGCGAAAUGGGGAAUUUUUUGGCUCUCGCUAAAUCCAAGGGCAUGGCAACUCUCGUCACGACGGUCUGUGCCACGGGAGGAGGUGCCUACAAGUUCGAAGAAAACUUCAAGAAAGAAGUGAACAUGAGCUUGGCGAAAUUCGACGAACUGGACAGCCUGAUACGCGGCAUGCUUUACAUAGAAACGACGAAUCCCCGCGAGUGCUACUAUUGGUCGCAUCCAACGGAAGAUAGCAGGUGCCAAAAAGUCCCGUACGAUUUCUCCGAGCCUUAUCCAUUCCUGCUUGUGAAUAUAGGAUCUGGCGUGAGCAUCCUCGCGGUCUAUGGUCCGGAUAACUACAAGAGAAUAUCUGGAACAAGUUUAGGUGGCGGGACUUUUCUGGGAUUGUGCUGCCUCCUCACCGGGUGCAACAGCUUCGAAGAAGCGAUAGAACUGGCCACCGGCGGGGACAAUACCAGAGUAGACAAACUAGUUAGAGACAUUUAUGGAGGAGACUACGGUCCCUUUGGACUUACCGGGGAUCUCGUUGCGAGCAGCUUUGACCGUGUACACAGUUUUGGCCAGAUGAACUCGAAAGAUCGCAGGAACGCGGUCAGCAAGGAGGACCUCGCGAGGGCGACCCUUGUGACGAUAACCAAUAAUAUCGGGUCAAUCGCUCGCAUGUGCGCGGUCAACGAGAAGAUCGAAAGGGUGGUGUUCGUUGGAAACUUCUUGAGAGUCAAUCCCAUAUCGAUGAAGCUGCUGGCUUACGCCAUGGAUUAUUGGUCCAAUGGAACCUUGAAGGCAUUAUUUUUGGAACACGAGGGUUAUUUCGGAGCGGUGGGCUGUCUACUGCAGUUCAACGGCACGACGCACUAGAGACAUCCGUCAAGAUGGAUUCCACAGUACAUAGCAUUCCAGAAUCUGAAGAAAUUGAAAACAAGAUUUAACGUGACGUCGGUGCAAAAUUCAAUUGCGCGUCCACGUCAUCGUGAUCGACUUCUCGGGGAUGGGUACGGAGCCGGACAAGAGCGAGCAAAUCGAGUCUUCUUAGCACGUAAUUCCCGUAGAACGAGGUCGUUGAUUAAACGCCUCGGGCGAACGUCACACGCGAGUUUCGAGUAAUACGACCUCGGUUCGUUGACAUCAAAUGAACGCAAGCUUGAUGUAAGAGCGCACGCAACAAGGGCACAAAAUUCAUUAGUCCACGUGGUAUUAGGAAAGCAAAUGCCAUUUUCACCCCACCUUAUCCUUAAAAAUGACGUCUCACUCCCUCGAUACGCAUCGUCGAGGAUUCGCAUGGGCGAAACGCGCGAAUCCGAGAAAGUAAUUCGAUGAUUCUCUGAAAUCGUGCUCAGCGAGGGCUCGUGUUUCUCGGUUAUGUAAACGCACACCGUUGGUUGUGCAAAGCUUUCGACUAUUUUGCAGGGGUAGCGUCGACAUAUCUAGACUCGAUUGGGUCGUCGAUUUAGGCGAGUUUGUCAUCGUCGAGGAGGAAACUUGUCCAAUCUCGAAGUCGGCGGUCAGGUACUCUUGUACAUACACACGUGAUUAAUAUGCAAUGCAUAGCGUACUACUAUUCUGCGGAUCCUGAGUCCGCAGUUUUAUUAUGAGGUGCACGUAAAACGGUUUCGAGUUUCCGUGCACUCGGGUUAGAUGCUUCCUGCAAUUCUUUAAUUCUCACCGACGUGGCGAGAUUACCCUUGAGGCCAUUGCCUGCGUUAAGGUGUUAUGAAAGGGUCAUUCUAUAUAUUACAAAGAUUGAAACGAUUCGGUACACCGAGCUCGGAGAUAAGUUUCACAAACGAGACCACUUUGACGCCACUUUCACAUCACCUUAAGUUUAGGUGUACCCAAUUACGUACCGUGGUGGGCACAAUUAAUUAGUUUUACAUUGGUGACGUUUUUACUUGUUUAUAGGUCAUAUUAAAUUAUCCAGAAAUUGCGCGUCUCUCUCCUACCGGUUAAGCAAUUGUAAAUACGUCACGACGGUCGUCUGCGACCGACAAGUUUAGUUGAGAGUUUAGAUGAAAUUUCAUCGAUGUUUGCCCAUCGCUCGUUAUGCACGCGCACCGAAUUAACGUUAAUUGAAGUCAUUACCGAUAGCGUUCAUGGUAAACUGACAUAUCGAUUGUUGUAACGGCGGUUGCGUAAUUUAUUCCGUUGUUGCGGGCCUAAUGAAUCAGCUUAAUAUGAACGUUACGAUGCAACUAAAUUUCUACUGUAUACGUAAGUACAUACGUGGUAAAUGGAUGAUUUUUUAAAAAUAUAAUAUUCAAAGGAA